Talaromyces rugulosus is the source of this 726-nucleotide messenger RNA. RefSeq lists its product as uncharacterized. Bases 1 to 726 code for a protein of 241 amino acids. The transcript is spliced from 3 exons. NCBI's taxonomy places the organism in Eukaryota, Fungi, Ascomycota, Eurotiomycetes, Eurotiales, Trichocomaceae. The record is from RefSeq and is a predicted model, not a curated record.
AUGCAUCACUCCGUUAUUGCCCCCCUCGCUCUUUUGGGCUCUGCAGUCGCCCUACACCAGACCACCACUCUUUUUAUACCGGGAUUUGACCAGCAGCCUCUUGUUGCAUCUAUUGCUGGUUCUGAUUCCACUGCAACCACAUACGCUAUUAAAUGUGCUCCGGGUACCUCGUCCGAUGAAUGCGGCGCCGGUGCCGGCUUUACCCUAAUCGAGGGUCCCAAGACCGCACAUAUGGAAAUGAUUGACGGCGAUGCCUCUAUCUUCUCCUUAGCAGAAAACUGCGUCUUGAAGGGCACGUCCACCGCCAUCUGCACCAACACGGCGGCGGGCUCUGAGGCCAAUUUCCCGGGAACUAGCACGCUCACGUAUGCCAACGAGGAUCUUGCGUCUGCUAUGAUCGUUGUCACUGUGACUGCGGGCGAUGUCAACACUGCGCCUGCGAGCACGGCGGCGUCGGCGACGGCGCCAACUGCGACUGCUACUGCUGCUAGUACUUCUACUGCUGCUGGCACUGGAAGUGAUACCACGACUGCAACCGGUACUAUUGGAAGUACUUCCACAAGCGGAUCUGCCUCCACUGGGACUACGACUGGGACCAGUACAGGCGCAGCGUCUUCGUCUGCGGACAGCUCCUCCGUGAGUACUGGUGGUUUGCCCCGGAUUACGGGCAACGUUGAAUUAGCUAUUGGUGGCGCUGCUGUCGUCAUGGCUCUUGCGGGCUUUUAA